AUGGCUGCUGGGGGGAGCUGUCAGGCGGGCCGGGUUCCGCGCCGCCCUGCGCGCCCGCCCGCGGCUCGAGCCGCCCCCGCGGCCGCCCGCUCCUCGCGCUCCGCCCGCUCCGCUCCGCCCGCGCCGGCCCCACAAAGGCGGGGGCGCCGCGAUGGAGGGCGCUGUGUGCGCGUGAGCGGGGGGCUCCCGCAGGAGCGAGCGCAAGGUCAGGAGGCAGCGCUUCCUCCUCCUCCCGCACGGGGAGGCGCGCGGCGAUGGGCGCUGAGGAGGACGGCGCGGAGCGGCGCGUGGCGCAGGGCUCCUAGUGCCGCGGGGCCGCAGGAGGCGGCAGGGAGCGGCGCCCGGCAGCCCCCCCCACCCCCGCCGGAUCUUCCCCCGCAGCGGAGCCGAGCGGCGGGGAUGGAGGCGGGCGGCGGCGCGAGCCUCGCGGCGCUGCUGGGCGCCCGCGCCUGGCUGCUGCUCGCCGCCUGCCUCUGCCUCGCGCUCUGCGCCCGCGGCGCCCAGGGCAAGUCCUGCGACCGGCUCUCCUGCUUCUCGGGCCACUGUGUCAACUCCACCUGCGUCUGCGAGCAGGGCUGGGUGGGCGACCAGUGCCAGCACUGCCAGGGCAGGUUCAAGUUAACAGAACCCUCUGGAUAUUUAACAGAUGGACCAAUAAAUUAUAAAUAUAAAACUAAAUGUACAUGGUUAAUUGAAGGAUAUCCUAAUGCAAUAUUAAGAUUAAGAUUUAAUCACUUUGCGACGGAAUGUAGUUGGGACCAUAUGUAUGUAUAUGAUGGAGAUUCAAUAUAUGCACCUUUAAUAGCUGUAUUUAGUGGCCUAAUAGUCCCUGAAGUGCGUGGAAAUGAAACGGUUCCUGAAGUAGUUACGACGUCAGGCUAUGCAUUGCUACACUUUUUUAGUGAUGCUGCUUAUAACUUAACUGGAUUUAACAUUUUUUAUUCAAUUAAUUCUUGUCCUAAUAACUGCUCGGAACAUGGGAAGUGUACAACCAGUGUGUCUGCUCCAAGCCGAGUAUACUGUGAGUGUGACAAAUACUGGAAGGGAGAAGCCUGUGAUAUUCCGUAUUGCAAAGCCAACUGUGGUAGCCCAGAUCAUGGAUACUGUGAUUUGACAGGCGAGAAGCUGUGUGUUUGCAAUGAUAGCUGGCAAGGUCCAGAUUGUUCUUUGAACGUCCCCUCCACGGAGUCUUACUGGAUCCUACCAAACGUCAAGCCGUUCAGCCCGUCCGUGGGCCGGGCUUCCCAUAAAGCAGUUCUCCAUGGAAAAUUUAUGUGGGUCAUUGGUGGAUAUACUUUUAACUACAGUGCGUUCCAGAUGGUGUUGAACUACAAUUUGGAAAGCAGUAUAUGGAAUGUAGUGCCUGUAUCCAAAGGGCCACUCCAGAGAUACGGACACACUCUUGCUUUAUAUCAGGACGACAUCUACAUGUAUGGAGGCAAAAUUGAAACCAACAAUGGGAACGUCACUGAUGAGUUGUGGAUUUUCAACAUACCCAGUCAAGCCUGGAGUACCAGAACUCCCGCAGUGCUUGUACAUGGCCAACAAUAUGCUGUGGAGGGUCACUCAGCACACAUAGUAGAGCUGGAUAGCAGAGAUGUAGUUAUGAUCAUCAUUUUUGGAUACUCUGCCAUAUACGGCUAUACAAGCAUUGUGCAAGAAUACUACAUCAGGUCUAAUUCUUGGCUAGUUCCUGAAACCAAAGGAGCAAUUGUGCAAGGUGGAUACGGUCAUACUAGCGUCUAUGAUGAAUUGACAAAAUCUGUCUAUGUCCAUGGUGGAUACAAAGCACUGCCUGGCAAUAAAUAUGGAUUGGUGGAUGAUCUUUACAGAUAUGAAGUUAAUACUAGGACAUGGACUAUUUUGAAAGAGAGUGGUUUUGCAAGGUAUCUUCAUUCAGCCGUCUUAAUCAACGGUGCUAUGCUCAUUUUUGGUGGAAACACUCACAAUGAUACUUCUCUCAGUAACGGUGCAAAGUGUUUUUCUGCUGAUUUUCUUGCAUAUGAUAUAGCUUGUGAUGAAUGGAAGAUUUUACCAAAACCUAAUCUGCAUAGAGAUGUCAACAGAUUUGGUCACACUGCUGUUGUCAGUAAUGGGUCCAUGUAUAUAUUUGGGGGGUUUUCAAGUGUUCUUUUGAAUGACAUCCUUGUGUACAAGCCUCCGAACUGUGAAGCAUUUAGAGAUGAAGAGCUAUGUAAAAAUGCUCGUCCAGGGAUAAGGUGUCUGUGGAACAAGAAACACUGCGAGUCCUGGGAAUCUGGCCACGCUAAUAACAUCCUUAGAGCAAAGUGUCCUAAAAAGGCAGCUGCUGCAGAUGACAGAUGUUACAGGUAUGCAGACUGUGCGAGCUGCACUGCUAAUACAAAUGGAUGCCAGUGGUGUGAUGACAAGAAGUGCAUUUCAGCAAACAGUAACUGCAGCAUGUCGGUGAAAAACUACACCAAAUGCCAUGUGAGAAAUGAGCAGAUCUGCAAUAAACUGACCAGCUGUAAGAGCUGCUCCCUGCACCUGAACUGCCAGUGGGACCAGCGGCAGCAGGAGUGCCAGGCGCUACCCGCUCAUCUGUGCGGGGAAGGAUGGAGUCAUAUCGGAGAUGCCUGCCUGCGCAUAAAUUCUAGUCGUGAAAGYUAUGACAAUGCCAAACUCUACUGCUACAAUUUAAGUGGGAAUCUUGCCUCAUUAACAACCUCAAAAGAAGUGGAAUUUGUUCUGGAUGAAAUACAGAAGUAUACACUUCAGAAAAUUUCACCCUGGGUAGGUUUACGCAAGAUCAACAUCUCGUACUGGGGAUGGGAUGACAUGUCUCCUUUUACGAAUACGACUCUGCAGUGGCUUCCUGGAGAGCCGAACGACUCCGGUUUCUGUGCAUACCUGGAAAGAGCCGAGGUGGCAGGUCUGAAAGCGAAUCCAUGCACUGCGAUGGCAGAUGGGCUCGUCUGCGAGAAACCUGUUGUUAGUCCCAAUCAGAAUGCUAGACCCUGCAAAAAGCCAUGCUCCCUGCGAACAACGUGUUCUAACUGCACCAGUAAUGGUAUGGAGUGCAUGUGGUGCAGCAGUACAAAGAGAUGUGUUGACUCAAAYGCCUAUAUAAUCUCCUUCCCAUAUGGACAGUGUCUGGAAUGGCAAACAGCCACAUGCUCCCCUCAAAACUGCUCUGGACUGAGGACCUGUGGACAGUGUUUGGAACAACCUGGGUGUGGAUGGUGUAACGAUCCCAGCAAUACUGGGAAAGGACAGUGUUUGGAAGGCUCAUCGAGGGGGCCAGUGAAGCCUCUUGCCUUGCACUCCACUGAGAUGGUGCUUGAUGCUGCUCUUUGUCCCAAGGAGAAAAAUUAUGAGUGGUCUUUUAUCCAAUGUCCGGCGUGCCAGUGCAAUGGCCACAGCACCUGCGUCAACAGCAACGUGUGUGAUCAGUGCAAAAACCUAACGACAGGAAAGCAGUGUGAAACCUGCAUGCCCGGCUACUACGGGGAUCCCACGAAUGGAGGGCAGUGCACAGCUUGCACRUGCAGUGGUCAUGCAAAUAUUUGUCACAUGCAAACAGGAAAAUGUUUCUGCACAACCAAAGGAAUCAAAGGAGACCAGUGUCAACUCUGUGAUUCUGAGAAUAGAUAUCUUGGAAAUCCACUUAGGGGAACAUGUUACUACAGCCUUUUGAUUGAUUAUCAGUUUACCUUCAGCUUAUUACAAGAGGAUGAUCGCCAUCACACUGCUAUAAACUUUAUAGCAAAUCCUGAACAGUCAAAUAAAAAUUUGGAUAUAUCAAUUAAUGCAUCAAACAACUUUAACCUCAAUAUUACAUGGUCUAUUGGUUCUACAGCUGGAACAAUAUCUGGAGAAGAAAUUCCUGUUGUUUCUAAGACUAAUAUUAAGGAAUACAGAGAUAGCUUUUCCUGUGAAAAAUUUAACUUUCGGAGCAACCCAAACAUCACUUUCUAUGUCUAUGUCAGCAAUUUUUCCUGGCCCAUUAAAAUCCAGAUUGCCUUCUCACAGCACAAUACUAUCAUGGAUCUCGUGCAGUUCUUUGUCACCUUUUUCAGUUGUUUCUUAUCCUUACUGCUGGUAGCUGCUGUCGUUUGGAAAAUCAAACAAACCUGUUGGGCUUCUCGACGGAGAGAGCAACUUAUGCGGGAGCGACAGCAGAUGGCCAGCCGCCCCUUUGCUUCUGUCGAUGUAGCACUGGAAGUAGGAGCUGAGCAAACAGACUUUCUCCGAGGGCCAUUAGAGGGUGCUCCAAAACCGAUUGCCAUUGAGCCGUGUUCGGGAAACAAGGCAGCAGUCCUCACGGUAUUCUUGUGUCUGCCAAGGGGAUCAUCAGGAGUGCCACCCCCGGGUCAAUCAGGUCUUGCGAUUGCAAGUGCAUUGAUAGACAUUUCACAACAGAAGCCUGCGGACUGUAAAGAUAAGUGUUCAGGAGUCAGAAAUCGAAAACAUCACCUUUCAACACGUCAAGGGACUUGUGUCUGAGACCCAAAAACUGCAAUUGUAUAUUCUGUAAUGUUUUCUUUUUAAAUGGCUUCCAUUGAAAGCUACACUACAGCCUCAGUUUUUAUGGAGGCAAACCUAGGAAUGAACGUGUGAGGUAUGUGCUCUGUUCUAGUCUCACUAGCAGCCCACUCUGCCCAAAGCAGAACAAACUUAUGGUGGGUAUGAGUGUCUUUAAUGAGCUUUAAUAAAACCAGUGGAUUCUGAUAUCAGCAAAAUACGAAAUAAAAUGCCUAAUAUGCUUAAUCCUGAACAUAUCAGAGCAGGGAAAAUCCUUGAAUACAACCAGGAAAAACUGUACAUUGUUUUGUAAUGUAGAAGGAAAUUGUAUAACUGAAAAUUAAGCAAAUUCCAGGAAACUAAAGGACAUUUUUGUAUAGCAUAAUGUAAUAAUGAGAAUUGUACAGUUCUUUCCUUGUAAUCAGCAUUAAGAUUAUCUUUCCAGUAAGUGAGAACUAAAGAGGAUCAUUUGGAUUUAGGUGUUCUGUUAUCAUUGCUCAAAUAGGUAGGCAGCUUUUGAAUUUAGUAGGUAAGUACAGCUGAGAACACCACACAUCAUAUUUAAAUGAUCAUUUCAUAUAAAAGCUUGAUUUGAGCAUUUCAUGUUCUUUUUUUUUUUAUAUUGCAAAGGGCUCAGAAAUAUAAUCUUAGCCACAGCAUAAUGAUGGGCGGGUUUUUAUGUUUCUAUUCAUAAGAUUUUUUUUUAAUUCUGAAUGAGAUAUUUUACAAAGAGUGCAUGUCAGUCUUCUAUGCCAACUAACUCAUUAUCAGAAUUGAUUGAGCAUGGAAAAGCCUCUUCGGCAAUCAAGUUUGCUGUUUUUCCCAAAGCCAUCUCCAAGACAGCAAGUUUAAGGAGAGUUUAACUUACUGUUACUCUGCAGUGAAAUACUUGCUUCCAUUUCAAUAUUGAAAUUUUCUAAUAUCUGUGAAUUGUCCUGACCUCUGAGUAGAAGAAAUGAAUCCCAAUCAGCAUUUUGAUCCAUUUUUAAUAAUAAGGUAUGAUUUUCUGAUGGUGUUUUUCUCCCAGCUGCAGAGUUCUAUCUUAUCUUCACUUUCACAUCAGUCAAAAAAGAUAUUCUGUAUAUAAAAAAUGAAAUAAAUAAGUAUUAAAAAUCUARGCUGCUUCCAACAGUGGUUCUCAAAGCCAGAUGGGACCUCAUGCAACCAGUACUCAGCAACAAAAAGCAGAUGAAAGACUUUCCUUUCUACUGGACAUUAGUCUUGCAAGCUUUUGGGGACUUGGUCACCACAGCAGAAAAUCUAGCCUUUAAUGGCUCUCAGUCUUUUUAUUUACUAAUAGAUGAUGAAUUUAUGAAAGAUCAAGAGAAUUCUAAGGGGUAGGUAGCAGACAUGUCAUGUUCUAAUUUAUGCAUUACAAAGUGACAGCGGUAUAAUAUGAAACCAGUAGUUUUGUAAGAUCUUCUUGAAAGUGUAGUUUCUCAGCUCCAAAUUUGCCACUAUACUAGUGCAGAAGAGUGAUAGAGAGGUAUAAAUGCCUCAUGUAAUGACAAACUUUUGGUAAAUAUGAAAAAUAUAAAAAGAUAAUUGAUGUUUACUACUAUAUCUGUAUUUUUGAUUUGCUUUUUAUUUCAGGAAGAUGAUGACAUUUUACUGUUCAUAGUUGACUACAUAGUUACUUGCAUGCCAUGGUGGUGCAGUAGCAGUAAUAAAGCCCUGUUGUGAAUUGUGUUUAUUUUGUAAUGCCAUUCAUUCAUUCAUAGUAGUACUCAUUUUAAUUUGGAUGAGGACUAAAUGUAAAAAAUAACUAUAAAAAGGAAUAAUUGUACAGUAUGUAGUUAUAUCUUAUACAGGAAUAUUAGGUUGCAUCUAACCAUGACUGCUGUUUUGUUUUGAUAAAUUAUGCAUUUAUGAAUUAUGGUAUAAUGAUUUCUUAUGGCAUGGUUGUUUCAGUAUUUUCAUAUCUUAAAAUAAGAUUAUUAUCCUAAAAUAAUGCCAUCAAAAUCUUGUGACUUUUAUUGACUAUUCUGACCUCAAUCUUUCAUGUCUUAAAACUUAAAUAAUUCCUUUUCAAAGCUUCUGUUGGGAAUUUUCAAUCARUGCUGCUAAGUACAUUGGAAAAAUGGUCUUUUGAAAAUGACCCAUUCUGUCAGUUUUAAUGUUGAUCUGCUAAAAUGAAAAUAAACCAGUAGUUGUUUUAUAUGGUGAAUAUACUUAAGAACAGGAAAGAACCACUUGUUUGGAGAAUUUCCCAAAAUCUGUGUUAUCCUCAACCUAAACAUUUCACAUAAGGAAUAUACAGUGUGUGUUUUGGAAAUGUACCAGAGACCUCCAUGGACAGACAGACGAACCAUGCAUUCUUGYAGAGCAGUUAUUUUGACUGUUCUUAUUCAAAAAAGGAUAUAUGCACCUGUAUCUCAGCUGG
Nothoprocta perdicaria is the source of this 6868-nucleotide messenger RNA. RefSeq names its product attractin like 1 (gene ATRNL1). Gene Ontology annotation, cellular component: Golgi apparatus. The transcript is spliced from 30 exons. Gene Ontology annotation, molecular function: protein binding. Lineage: Eukaryota; Metazoa; Chordata; Aves; Tinamiformes; Tinamidae. The record is from RefSeq and is a predicted model, not a curated record. The coding region runs from base 1 to 4467 and encodes 1488 amino acids.